Rhineura floridana is the source of this 3614-nucleotide messenger RNA. It is a transcript of the gene MTPN, whose product is annotated as myotrophin. Gene Ontology annotation, cellular component: nucleus; cytoplasm. NCBI's taxonomy places the organism in Eukaryota, Metazoa, Chordata, Lepidosauria, Squamata, Rhineuridae. The coding region runs from base 534 to 890 and encodes 118 amino acids. Gene Ontology annotation, molecular function: protein binding. The transcript is spliced from 4 exons. The record is from RefSeq and is a predicted model, not a curated record. Gene Ontology annotation, biological process: regulation of barbed-end actin filament capping.
UCUAGGCCAGCCACUUCUCGUUUCCAUGAGCGACUCGGCCGCUUCUCCUUGCGCAUGCGCCGCAGCCGUUACUCUGUUUUUUCCAGGAGCGCCACCGCCAUCCCUGAAGGAAAAAGGGGAGGGCGAAAGCGGGUGAGGAGACGGUUAGCAUCACCUACCUCUUACUUCGCUUUUCUUCUCAGGGAGGGGCGGGGACAAGCGAGCAGAAGCGGCGGCGUGAGAGGCAAAAGCCCUUUUUCUCUUUUACAUAUUUGUUUAGCAAGCUGUGUUUUUUUUUUGUAAUGGCGGAUGGUCGGUUUCCCCUUUCCUGGCCUCUCCCUGCUUAGCGCGAGCACGCGCGCUGGCGGCGGCUGUUGGCGUGGUAACCGCCGUAACCGCCGCCUUUUCCUGCCACUGAGGCAGCAGCCUACUCGCCGCCACGCCCCUUUCCGGUCCAGCCCCGCCCCUCAGCUCACCUCUUCCCACCCACCCCGCCCGCCCCUCGUCGCGUGAACGCUGCUAGGCUUCCUUGCCGUGUCAGGGCGGCAGCCGCUAUGUCCGACAAGGAGUUCAUGUGGGCCCUCAAGAAUGGAGACCUGGACGAGGUGAAAGACUACGUGGCGAAGGGUGAAGAUGUUAAUCGGACGUUGGAAGGUGGGAGGAAACCUCUUCACUAUGCUGCAGAUUGUGGACAGCUUGAGAUCCUGGAGUUCCUUCUACUAAAAGGAGCUGAUAUUAAUGCUCCAGACAAACACAAUAUCACUCCGCUCCUUUCAGCAGUUUAUGAAGGGCAUGUGUCUUGUGUGAAGUUACUCCUGUCAAAGGGUGCUGAUAAGACUGUGGGAGGGCCAGAUGGUCUAACUGCCUUUGAAGCCACUGACAAUCAGGCAAUCAAAGCUCUUCUCCAGUGACGGAUGGACUGAGAUCUAAUGCCUCUCCUGUGGCCUCACACUGCUGCCUGUCUGUCACUCUUUGUAUCUUCCAGCUUCUACAGCUAAAUAUUGGGGAGGGAGGGAAAAAUACAGUAAAUCAGACUAGUUAGGUACCUUUAUAAAAAAGAGAGCCUGUUUGGAAAGUAGAAAUCCAUAUAAUUCGUGUCUCCUUAGGACCUUGUUCAGGGUACAAUCUUUUCCCAUUUCUAGCAAAAUUGAGCCUCUGCUGGAGAAGGGGCGAAGAGUGUUGUCUGAAAUUUCGUCUGUAAACUUUCUGUGUUCUUAUAUGACGUGUUGAAAGUUUGUCAGAUGGAAGCUCUGUUCUGUACUUCCUAUUUUGCAAAGGCAGGAGCAGCCCUGUGCUGUUAUGCUGUCUUCUCCCAAUCAAGGCAGUGGGAUGGCUUCUCUCUAGCUGCAUCCCAGUGCCUUAAGCAGGUUGUGCAGUGCUGAAGGUUUUUGUUUAUAAUGCCCUGUAUUUAACAAUUGGAUUUUAUAAACUAGUUUUGGCUGCCUGUUUUAACAAAGAAUAUACAGUGAUAGCAGGAGUGCAUCUCAAAAAACGGUGCUGAGGAUGAUCAAAACUGUGUGGCUUUUUUCCACCAUCCAAAAUAUUUUUUUCAAGAAGCAGCCGGAUGAUACACAAUGCUUAGCACUGAAAAAGAGUUGUUCCUCAAAGGCUUGCAAUUGGAACUUCCUCAUUUACCACAUCGUAAACUGGAACAAAGUGACAGCUCCAGACCUAUUGGUGCUAGAGGAUGAUUGCUUUGCCCUUUGUGAUUUACACUGCAAAGUAUCUCAAUUACUAAAGAAGAAAUGGCUCUUGGUUUAAGUUAAUUUCAUUCUUUUAAAGAUGGCAAGAGCUUUCUUUGCCCUAAUUUCAUCCUCACUGCAUUGAUCUUGUAAAAUGCAUAUAUCUCUGAAAUGAGAUUUGAUUCACUAUUAUGGCAUUGGCUAUGAAAAAAAUAGCUUAGCAGAGGAAACAUCCUUUAUUGGGCAGUAAAUGCAGCAUGUCAGUAAAUGCUGCAUUUCACAAAUACUCUUCAAGGUAGCAUUUUUAAGGACAUACAGCUUUGUAAUAUGCUAACAUGUUGAUUAAGGGAUGCCAGGGCAAAUAGCACUUGGAUAUUCUUACUCAAAAGUAUGAAUAAAUUUUGUAUCAUGUUAAACAUUUCCCAAUGAGGCUUCUGUGGGCUUUGCAUCAGGUUGUGCAAUACAAUGUCUUUAUUGGCAUCCAGGUAACUGGUGUGUGCUUUUGUAUACACAUUUGAUAGUUUUGAAUGUACCUUUUCAAUUUUGGAAACGUUUCAUUGAAAUAAAAAAAAAACCCUCUAUAUAGUAAAAAAGAAUAAGGAGAAUUUGAAAUUGCAGUUUAGUAUUGCAUUUUAAACUGUACUUUUUUAUCCCUUAUUACCACUGAUACCACCCAGAAUAUUAAAAUAAGCUACUCAACAAUGAGGGGAAGAAACCAGAUUCUCUAAAGGCAGUCUUAGAAAUAGAACCAUCUAAUCUAUUUUUUGCAUUGGUGCAGGAAUGUGAUGUAGAAAUAGCAAGCUUUGCACGCACAGUCUGUGUAGUCACACACAACUUCACCUUUCUGUGUUACAUGAAAGGUGAUGCUUAUAAAGAUGCUAAUUUAAUAAAUGGACAUGUUCAGAUUAACUUUAAAAUAAAAAUGUUACAGUUGGCAUGAUCCACUUAAUUUCUCUUGAAGUGGAAUGAAAGAUCUGAUGGAUCUAGUAAAGCAAGAAUUCUAAUUGUGCUUCAAAGCUGGCUAUUGCCCAUAUGUUUUCAAUCCUCCUUAGAUAGUAUUAGAUCACUUUGAUCAUCUUUCUAGUAGUUCAGUGGUUGAAUAUUUGAGGCUCUUCCUAUUUGCCUUUUUUUAAAAUAUAAGCAUCCUGAACUCUUUUUUUUCUGGCACAUUUUUACUUGGCAACUAGAUGGAUUCUGAUGAGUGGCUGUAAUAAAGUAUCUUCUAGCCACUUGAGUCAGAAUUCAAAGUUUAAUUGCUUUAAGUCAGACUAAUGUUUCUGCAUGUGCAACUGCAUGAAAGGUCCACCUACUGAUUUCUGGCUUAGAAAUUAAGAAAUCAAACCCAACUUUAGAUUUUUUUAAUUAACAGAUCAUGUGCUGUUUGUAUCUACUUCUGAAGAAGAAAUUAUGGCUACCAAUGUCUUAUACCAGCUCUUAGACAAUAAAAUAUAUUGAAGUACAUUCUUUUUCCUGGCAGGAAACUUAAGAGAACUCACAGCUAAUAAUAUAGAAAUCAAAUUCUAGCACCAAUAUCUUUCCUUUCAGAUUUCAAUUUAAAAUGACAGUCUUAAAUGUUUCAACUCCGUUUUGUAUAGACACUGCUUUCAUAACUUGGUUUUUCUUCUUUAAUGCUGUACUAAAUAGAUUAAUUGAUCAACAGAAGAAGCUGGUAAGAGUGGAAUGUCCUAGCUGAGCAGUUGCAGUGUUGCAUGCUAAAUCUCAAACUGAACAGUCUUAUAUUUUAUAAAUAGGAAAACAAUCACAUCUUUCUACCCAGUGAUGGAAGAAUAGUUCUUUGUGCAUUUUGAUAUUUGACCUUUUUCCACAAUGUAACUAUUUUGACAGUUUAGUUUAUCAUCAUGGUUCAUAGACAUUGGAUUCCUAUAAAUGAUACUGUGUUAAGUUUGUGUUGCAAGAAUGAAUGGAAUAAACUUGAAUUGUGUUAUAGAAAAA